AUGCUGUGUUGGGGGAAUGCAAAGGAUGGACAGUUGGGGAUUGGUGUGGAGGGGAACUCCAUGUUUGAGCCAAGGAACUGUCCCGUGUUCAGUGGCAGGGGACUGAAAGAGUUGGCCUGUGGAGGGCAACACACAAUGUUCCUGCUGCAUGAUGGUAGUGUGUACACAUGUGGUUCUAACAGCUAUGGGCAGCUGGGCCACGACAAACCAGGUACUUCACCAGAGCCAGUGGGAGCUCUGGAUACUCAGACGAUCACAAUGGUGUCGUGUGGUCGGGCCCAUUCUCUGGCGGUUAAUGAGCACGGUCAAGUGUUUUCCUGGGGAGCUGGUGAAGGGGGCCAGCUCGGCCUGGGGACUGCAGAGGCGGCUGUUCGAAUCCCAAGGUUGGUCAAAAGGCUGUGUGACCACCGGAUCUCUCAAGUAAUGUGUGGGAAUCAGCACUGCAUUGCACUAUCUAGAGAUGGCCAGCUGUUCACGUGGGGCCAGAACACCAGCGGUCAGCUCGGUCUGGGGAAAGGAGAGCCUAGCAAGCUGUUCCCUCAUCCCCUGAAGUCUCUGGCGGGAAUUCCUUUGGCACAGAUAACCGCCGGGGGAGACCACAGCUUCGCUCUCUCCUUGUCCGGAGCUGUAUUUGGUUGGGGCAAGAACAAAGCUGGACAGCUGGGUCUCAAUGAUAAACAAGACCGUGCUGUCCCAUGCCACAUCAAAUUUUUGAGAUCGCAGAAGGUUGUUCACAUCAGUUGUGGAGAAGAACAUACAGCAGCCCUCACCAAGGAUGGCGGCUUGUUUACAUUUGGUGAUGGCUCGUGGGGUCAGCUGGGCCAUGGCUCCACCAAUGACGAACUUUUACCCAGACGAGUGCUGGAGCUCAUGGGCACUGAGGUGUCCCAGAUCACCUGUGGCAGGCGUCACACGUUGGCGUUUGUGCCUUCCUCUGGUGUGGUAUAUGCGUUUGGUUGUAAUAGCCAUGGCCAGCUGGGCACAGGAAUGUUGGGAGAUGCCAGAAGCCCAUUUCCUGUCAAGGCUGGUUUCCUGACUGGAAAUAUCCACGGAACAGGGUCAAAACAAUAUACAGUGACCAAAAUCAUCUGUGGAGGAGACCAUAGUUUCUUAUUGUAUUCAAAUGAACAGAGUUUUGUCCCCCCAGAAGACUUCAGAGUGAUUAAUGUCAGUAAAUCACUCUCCCCAAUCAACUAUGAAAGAUUAAAUUCAUGGAGGUUAAAGCUGAUGUACAGCCCAGAUUCUAGUGUCACAAAUGACAUUGUAAUUCAUCUCUCCUCCACGGCUUGUUGGAACGCCAGCUUCUUGGACCAAAGUGAUGAUACCCACUUCAAAACCAACCCAAAGAUCCCAGGCAUCGACCUCAACGCUGUCAGAGUGCUGUUUGAGACGCUCAGCAAACCGGCCUUCUCUGGACUGCUGGAGCAGGCCAGCAAGAGUUUUGAGAGUCUGUUGAUCCCUCAGCUGCCACGCUCCCCUCCUGACGUCGAGGCCAUGAGGAUCUACCUCAUCUUGUCUGAGUACCCGGCACUGCUGGACUCCAAGAACUACAUCCGCCUCACUAUUCCCCUGGCAAUGGCCAUCCUCCGGCUAGACGCCAACCCCAGCAAAGUACUGGAUAACUGGUGGUGUAUUGUAGACGGCAGUGUGUUCACCAGAAUGGUCGACAUGUACAAGAGCAUCGUUGUGUUUAUGCUAACGGGAGGCAAGACGCUGCUCGUACCAGUGUUCUAUGAGAAUUAUUUUGUUGCCACGCUGAGGCUGCUGGAGAAACUCCACAAGGUAAACUUAAAGGCGGGCCAUGUGGAGUACCACCGCUUUUAUAUCCCUGACAUCACCAGCCUGGUGGACAUCCAGGAAGACUACCUCAAAUGGUUUCUGAGUAAAGCUGAGAUUAAAGUGGGAUCAUCCUCCCCUGCGCAGAGUGACUUUCCCUCAGUGAACCUAUGUGCCUACCCAUUCAUACUGAACGCUCAAGCCAAGACCACUAUGCUGCAAACAGAUGCUGAACUGCAAAUGCAGAUGGCAGUCAGUGGUGCAAACCUGCACAAUGUCUUUAUGCUGCUCACACUGGAACCCCACCUUGCUAGGAACCCUUACUUGGUGCUCCAUGUGCGCAGGAACCAUUUAGUAAGUGACACACUACGUGAGCUCACCAUGUACUCUGAUGUGGACCUCAAGAAACCGCUCAAGGUGAUCUUUGAUGGAGAGGAGGCCGUAGAUGCAGGUGGAGUAACUAAAGAGUUCUUCCUGCUGCUGUUAAAGGAGCUAUUGGAUCCUGUAUAUGGGAUGUUCACUCAUUACAAUGAGUCCAACCUGCUGUGGUUCUCAGACAAAUGUUUCGUUGAGCAGAACUGGUUUCACCUGAUUGGGAUCAUCUGCGGUCUGGCCAUCUACAACUCCACAGUGGUGGACCUCCACUUCCCUCUGGUUCUCUACAAGAAGCUGCUUGAUGUCUCACCGACACUGGAGGACUUCAAGGAGCUCUCACCCACAGAGGCCAGGAGUCUACAACAACUUCUAGACUAUGAAGGAGGCGAUGUGGAGGAGACGUUUCUCCUCAACUUUGCUAUCACGAGGGAGAACUAUGGGAUAACAGAAGUCAAGGAGCUCAUUCCUGGUGGAGAGAGCGUCAGUGUGGACAAAAACAACAGGAAGGAGUUUGUGGAGGCCUACCUGCGCUACGUGUUCUCAGACUCGGUGAGCGAGCAGUACUCGGCCUUCUCCUCCGGCUUCCUGAAGGUGUGCGGGGGGGAGAUCCUGUCGCUGUUCCAGCCCUCUGAGCUGAUGGCCAUGGUGGUCGGCAACAACGACUACAACUGGGAGGAGAUGGAGAAGAAUGCUGUUUACAAGGGAGAAUAUACAUCUACUCAUCCAACAGUCAGAUUGUUUUGGGAGGUUUUCCACGAGUUUCCUCUAGAAAAGAAGAAGCAGUUCUUAUUGUUCCUGACCGGGAGCGACCGUAUCCCCAUCCACGGCAUGGAAAGCCUGCGCAUCGUCAUCCAGUCCACCACAGCGGAGGAGCACUACCUGCCGGUGGCUCACACCUGCUACAACCUGCUCGACAUGCCCCGCUACCAGACCAAAGAGAUCCUGCGCCGCCGUCUCACUCAGGCUGUGGAGCAGUACGAGGGCUUCAGCCUGGUCUGAGGAGGGGGGGAUCUGCUGCAGUUUUAAUGCACUUUAAACAGCAAUACACCACCAUGUCAGUGUCAGAAGAGUGUUGCGGGGGAUGUCGGUACACAGGAAGGUCACUUUCUUUAUAUAUGCUCUUACAAGAUUCUUAAGCAUCUUGAAACUGAAAGGUCUAUCUAUGUAAAUGCAGAGUAUUACUGUUUUUAUUGCUUUGGGCAAAGCUUCUUUAAAAUAUAUUUUGAAGGCUGAUGUGUGGAUAUUUAUUCGAAAUGUAUCACAGUCCUGAAAUAAAAAUGAAAACACGGGAUAAUAAACAUUUUGGGACCUAAAAUUAAAGUCAAGAGAAGGUGGAGCAUCUCUGACUUUGGUUUGCUAGUGUUAUUUUAGUCUCUCUUUUUUUUGUGUAUUUUAUAUAUAACUCCUUAAAUUCUAUUUUUCACCUUUAAAGAAUUAUGUUAUUACCUUGAGACAAUAUGUGCUUUUUGUUACUUUUAAUUUAUUAAAUAGAGUGGUUAUUUUUUGACAAUAUAAAAAUGUAUAUAUACGUAUGUAAAUGGCACUUUGAAUAUAAUCUUUGCCCUUGACAUUGGGAGGAGUACUCAUCCCACUGAUCCUUUUAAAUCUGGACACCAGCAUGUCCUCUCUGCCUGAAACUAAAGGACAGCUGAAGAGUAUCUGUCAGGCAGAAGGGUGCAGGAUGAGACGAGGUGAAUAUUAUUCGCUAUCCCUGAUUACUUUUUAGCUGUGGAUCACAGAGCAGCUGACUUUGUCUUGAACCUGCAUUCAACAGUGUUGCCUUCUACAGCAAAACCUACACGAAAAGCUGACUUUUAAAGUCGAUUUUUUUGUGGUUGUUGUAUGUGUGCAUGUUGUUGAGUGAAAGCAAAAAAAACCCUGUCAUUGAAAAUGUUUGACAUUUUGGGACAUAUGCUUAUUGGCUUUAUGACAGAGCUGGCUGAGAAGUUCAUGUUUGUCCAUUAAAUGUAGCAGUCGGUUAGCUUAGCAGAUAGACUGGAAAGGGGGUGAAACAGCAACCACUAAAGCUCAGUAAUUACGUUAACAUAUGUUGAUUGUUUAAUUCAUACAAAAGGCUGUGUAAAAACGACAAUUCAACACUUUACAUGGGUUCAUGUGUCCACUAUUUCUUAGCUAGUCAUUGUUACACCGGAUUCUGUGACCCAGAUGGGAAAGGACUUUCAGCCAGGCUUAUAUUGCCAACUCAGAUGUUUGUUAUUCAUUUAUUAUACCUAUUUUUCCUUUAUUUAGGUAGUUGUUACCCAACAUGUUGCCACUGUAGUAUUUAGAAAUGGCCAAACAUUUUGAUUUUCAGGUAAUGCUUGUUGGCUGGCAACUGCUCAGUCAGCAAAUAGCCAGUAGCAUACCCACAAAACAGCAAAUUUUCGUUUUUACACUUCACUUUUUGUGCAAAUUAAACAAAUUACAAAUAACAUGUUAAUUUGUGAGCUUUAGGGGUGCUAGUUGGCAAAUUUUAUAAUGGCUGUACUGAGCCAGAGAGGUGCCAGUCUUUUUGGUAGGCUAAAGCUAAAUGGCUACUAGCUGUAGCGUCAUCUUUAAGGAGCCAUGCUAACUCGCAUCCAGAAAGCCAAUAAACUUAAUUUCAAAAUGUUAUUUAUAAAACUAAAUAUAUAAUCAUUAAAAUCAGUAAUUGUAAUUAGCUUGUUUCCAGAUAAUUAAAUUGUGACAUUUGUGGCAGGAUGAAGUGCACAUUUAACGGUUUGGGCAGAUGACCUAUUAAAUACAAAUGUUAGGUUAAUCACUUGUUUCAAAAACUUGCCCUGAUACUGUAUUUCUUCCUACAGUCAAACCUCUUAAUCCACAAUGUUUAAUUAGUUUGUGCAUUGGCAUGUGUGUGAAAUUGUCUUGCAUAUAUAUAUAUAUACAUAUAUUUUUAUAUAUUUCAUACAUGACAGUGGUAUAAAAGUGACUUCAGGCAGUAGAUGACUUGAUGUGUCCUAACUAACAGGUCACACUGACACAUCCAUUUAGCAAUAACAACCUGAAACAGUCCAGUAAUGUAGUGGUAACUCUGGGUUAUUCUUCUAAAGGUCUUAAACACUGGACUCUUCUGAGAUGUUUCUUAGGACAGUUCAUCCUCUUGCUUAGCCCUAUACUGCAUGUACACCCGUUCUACAUGUUUGUCUAAUUAAAGCUGAUUUCUCCCGCAGAGUAUAGUCCUAUGCAAAGGUUUGUGCAGCCGUCGACUUUUUGCACCUUUGAACGUGUUACAGAAAAUGUGAAUUUUGCAUAUUUGUCUGAAGUCUACACAAAGCUCUCUGUUCUAGCCAUGUUUUUAUAAUAAAACAAUACAGUGUAAAAGCA
Micropterus salmoides (largemouth bass) is the source of this 5475-nucleotide messenger RNA. It is a transcript of the gene herc3, whose product is annotated as HECT and RLD domain containing E3 ubiquitin protein ligase 3. Lineage: Eukaryota; Metazoa; Chordata; Actinopteri; Centrarchiformes; Centrarchidae. Gene Ontology annotation, molecular function: ubiquitin-protein transferase activity. The transcript is spliced from 24 exons. The coding region runs from base 1 to 3150 and encodes 1049 amino acids. The record is from RefSeq and is a predicted model, not a curated record.